Messenger RNA from Corticium candelabrum, 1116 nucleotides. Its product is annotated as metallo-beta-lactamase domain-containing protein 1-like. NCBI's taxonomy places the organism in Eukaryota, Metazoa, Porifera, Homoscleromorpha, Homosclerophorida, Plakinidae. The coding region runs from base 274 to 804 and encodes 176 amino acids. The record is from RefSeq and is a predicted model, not a curated record. The transcript has a single exon.
CAACAACGGCGCUAGUCAUUACCAGAUAUCAACUUCACGUUUAGUGCAGAAGCUAAUUCAUUCUUCAAUUCCCUUUCUACAUCUCUAAACAUCUCAUUGUCGUAAUUGCGUCAGCUAUGUGUAUUCUGCGUUACAGGGGAUUCCCCAGUCACGUGCUGUAGUUUACUCAUGUUCCCGAUCACGUGACUAUGUUAUGUAAUUUGCCAUAUUGUUGUUCUGCGUGUUGGUUAUGGAUAGGAAGACGAGACGAGUACGUAUCGAGCAAACGGUACUAUGACUCUUGUCAGAAGUCAGUCUGAAGGAAUUACAUUGUUGGUGGAUACCGGAAGUCCUUGGGAUCGACAAUUUCUCAUACAAAAAUUACAAGAGCACGAGCUGCAGCCUCAAGAUGUGACACAUGUUGUUUGCACUCACGGCCACGUUGAUCACGUGGGAAACUUCAACUUAUUCACCAUGGCAACGCACGUGGUGUCACACGACAUGGUGAAAGAUGGAGACAAAUACACACUGCAUGAGCUACGACAUGAUAAUCCAUUCCAAAUAUCAAAAAGCAUCUCAGUUAUUGCCACGGCUGGUCAGACGAGUCGGGACGUGAGUGUGGUGGUACGAGGGAGCGACAAAGGUGUGGUGGUCAUUGCGGGCGACUCGUUUGAAUGCGAAGCUCAUCUGCACGACGACAAGUUGUGCAAGAGUAAGAGCGACUUCCAUCGACUGCAUGCGACUCGUCGAGACAAAGUGUUGGCUAUUGCUGACUGGAUUGUUCCAGGACAUGGAAAAAUGUUUAAAGUCAAUCAACGGAGAUAGACCAAAAGGUUGCUCACGUUCAUCAUCUACGACGACACAGAGGAGAUACAGACUUUUGACAUUUUUGGUACUAGAGUCUAGAUGCAGUUGAUAUCAACUAAGUCAUGGUUGAUGGUAGACUUGGUCGUUUGUGUGUACACUAGCUGUUGCUGUAAACGAUUUUUGUAUGUUGUACAUUACAAUUAAAACAAAUGUAGCAAAAUUUGAGACACAAUGACUACAACUAUACAUGUACUACACAUGUUGCUACAGUAUAUUAUCCUUAAUUAAUUAAAUUAAAUUUUAAUAUUAAAUAUUUGUACCAUAUUUACA